Molecule: messenger RNA, 2289 nt
Organism: Limulus polyphemus (Atlantic horseshoe crab)
Lineage: Eukaryota; Metazoa; Arthropoda; Merostomata; Xiphosura; Limulidae
Product: nuclear factor interleukin-3-regulated protein-like
Exons: 2
Coding region: 323-1654 (443 amino acids)
Biological process (GO): circadian rhythm; regulation of DNA-templated transcription
Cellular component (GO): nucleus
Molecular function (GO): DNA binding; DNA-binding transcription factor activity
Source: RefSeq, a predicted model, not a curated record
UUCCCUGUUACGUGACAAAGGCUUUCUAUCCCGAGAUCACUUGGACGUUACAUUGCUGUACUCACAAUAGUCUCGUGUCUCCUCGUCACCGCAAGGGUUUUUUGUAGUUUCAAACCAACAAUACUGAUUGUUUUCUUUAGUACGGUCUUCUGAUAUUUCUCUCCUGUUGUUGUGUUGAAAAUCAGGAUUUAACAUUUCUUACAAACCACAUUGAAAACUAUUCUGUUGUACUUAUUUUUUACGUUAGCUACAUAAGUGUUUACCGUAUUUAACUGGAUCUUUCACGGGCACGGUUUCCAGAUCGAAUUCUGAUAAUAACAGUAUGUUGACAGAAAGUGAGCCCUUGCCUAAACAACUCCGACUCCAAGAACUACCUCGAUUCCUUCUUCAGGGAGAACCACCACCGGGUGCAGUCCCUGUCUCUUCUCCUACCUGUCAGACUGAUGGCUGGCCUCACCAAGUGAAUGUACCAGUAGAUCUGACUGCCCAUUUGAACCCCGGAAAAAGUUUCUCGGCGAGGAAGCAGCGUGAGUUCAUUCCAGACUCCAAGAAAGACGCCAUCUAUUGGGAUAGACGGCGAAGGAAUAAUGAAGCAGCUAAAAGAUCCCGGCAGAAACGUCGAAUAAAUGACUUGGUGUUGGAAACCCAAAUCUUGGAGCUGACCAAAGAGAAUGCCAUUCUUAGAGCCGAGUUAGGAGCUAUUAAAGAUAAAUAUGAGAUUUUGCCACAGCAAAUGAUCAAUUCUGAACAAAUCUCUCUGCCUGUUUCUUCUUCCCCUCCAGAGCUAUGUGAAAGACAUGUGAAACCAAUGCCCACAAUCGUGCCGAAUAUUUGCCAAACAAUGGGCAGCACUACCACUUCCUACACUCACAGCCCAAACAUAUCCAUCUCAAGCCUCUCUCUUUUAUCAUUCCAGCCAAUCUCCCAUCCAUCCCAAAUGGGUCAAGUGCCAAUUGUAAUGACAAGCAGUAACGACAGUGGUUACUCAACUAGUGGUAGCAACAGUCUCUCUUCCAUCCAAUCAAAUUCGAGCACCGAACUCAAAGUCAGUAGUUGUCCAACGCUAGAAGAUACUCUACCCAUUGCUUCUCCAGUUGUACGGAGCUCUCCUGUUGAUCAGGAGUCCACAGGUUCUUCCAGCUGUUGUUCAUCAACAGAAGAUAGUCCUCAAACGAGUGCCAGUGGGCACUCUAGCCCUCAUUUCUCCUUACCACAUAAGCUGCGACAUAAGACUCGUCUCGGAGAGCGCGAACUUCAUCAGAACUCACCUAGCCCAACGGACAAUGGCCGGAGCAGCAGACAAGACAUUGGCCUGAGCAGCAGACAAGACAUUCGGGAGGACACUUCUUCAGUUUCUUCUGAUUGGGACAGCACUGGCAGUAACGAUAAUCCUUCUUCUGUCAGCCUCAGUUCCGCCGAUACCAACUGUAAACACCGAUCUCCACGAAAAUCUUCUCAUAAAACACCCUCUCAUGACCGCCAGCUGUUGCAGGCCGAAAACUCUCAGCUACGGUCCGAGCUGCAGAGACUAGCCACAGAAGUGGCUAGUUUACGGACAUUGAUAUUAAAAAACCGCAGUUUCAAGGAGUUCGAUGACCAACCAUCUAAGGAAAAGGAACAAAUAUGUUCAGAUUAUCAGCAUAAUAUGACGUAAUGUCGUUAACUAGUGCCAAAAGUUGAACAAACUGUUGGUGUACCGUCGUCACUAUAUUCCUCUUUCUGGUACAGUUUCUUCCAAAGUCUUUUCUCACUGUGACACGUUUAUGAACACAUUAUCUCCAUGUGAAAAGUAUAUAACUAUUCUUCCACAUUUUGUACAGCUUUUAAUAUUUUGUUUACAAUAAUAAAUGUAUAUAAACUAAAUUUAAAGUAUCACACAACUGCCACAGUAGUUUUUCUUUGAGGGAUACAGGGUCAAAUUAUAUUAUUUGUCAGGAUAAAUUUUAUUUUCCACCUAGAAGCCACCUGUUGGAAAGUUAUUGUAUUUAAUGAAUGUAGUACACAAUAUAAUUACAUGUAUAUCCGUUUUUAAACAUGAAAAAAGCACUUGAAAUAGGAACUCUAGGUAAUUAAAUAUUCUUGUGUACUUAACACUUAACUUUUGUAUCUUAAUGAACCAACUGAACCCUUGUACAACUUUUGUGUACACAUUUUUUGUAAAAUUUGUUUUGACCAACAACAAAAAAAAGAGAUACUGGCUAACUCACAAGAGUGCUGAGCAGUUGACGUGUUUUAUUAUUGUCGUUGUAAAUUGUUUAAAUGUGAUAAAUAAAUCAGUAUGAAAUACUA